AUGCCUCACCCCAUCGAGUCGUCGGUAGAGGACUUCAAGAUGUUCAUCUCCUUCGUCUUCAGCGUCUCCAUCUUUGGCGCGUCGACAUUUGCCGUGGUGGUUGGCCAGAUGACCGACCCCGCCGACAUCUGGAAGCCAGACCCGCCGCCAUUUACCCUGUCGACUAUUAGAAAUUUUAUUGCCAUCGCGUGGCUCUGCUUUAUUCUCUCCAUCGCGGUUGCGGGAUACAGUUCCAGCCUGCUUACCAUUCAGCGGAAUAGGGCACGAGGAAAUUAUGAUGACGACUGGGCGAAGAAGUGGGAGAGCAUUGGCAUUUUGGCGUCUACCGUGCUUCACUUGCUGCUAGUAACGGCGUUUUUGUUUUUAUCUCUGAGUAUAGUUCCUUAUGCAUGCGCAGUUGGAUGGGUUGCGGUCGGGUUUUCUGGCAUUGCGUGCGUCUUUGUGAUCAGUCUAUCUGGCUAUCAGUUUUGGUGA
Messenger RNA from Ilyonectria robusta, 474 nucleotides. RefSeq lists its product as uncharacterized. Lineage: Eukaryota; Fungi; Ascomycota; Sordariomycetes; Hypocreales; Nectriaceae. The record is from RefSeq and is a predicted model, not a curated record. The coding region runs from base 1 to 474 and encodes 157 amino acids. The transcript has a single exon.